AAAAAAUGAAAUACAACAGUUUUUUUGUGGUUCAUAUUAAAUGUGAAAGGUUUUUUGCAAAAUAUGUGGUGUGAGUUUCAUUAUAAUACGAAUGUGGUGGACGUAGUAGAAAUAAAUACGAACUAGCGCUGUACGUUCCAAGACAUCAGAGUUGUUUUCUUUUCUGUUCUAACACGGAAAAUGCUGAAGGCAGACAAUAAAACAGCGAUCUUUUCAUUUUGCUAAGAGGCGUAAUGGUGCUUAAUGACGGAACAAUGAUCUCCGAUGACGAAAAAGUAGCUCUGGCCAACAUCUGCCGCGAUUAUGUCCGAGGUUGCUGCGUCCGAGAAAAUUGUCGGUAUACUCACGAAAAGCCACCUUUGAGUCGUUUAAAAGAAUUGUUCCGGUUUUGUCACGACUAUCAGAAUAAAGGAUGUUUCAGAAACAAUUGCAAGUUUCUACAUUUCACGCUGGAAGAGGAAGCGCAUUUCUAUUCAACGGGCAACUUUCCUCAGACAGAUCCUCGGGAACAUGGAAUGAUCCCAGUAUGCCAGGCGUAUUUACACGGGUCCUGCUCCAAUCCUGAAUGCAAGUUGAUUCACCCUCUUCAUCCAGCCAACAAUGAACGCCGUCCCGAGCUAAACAUGCCACCACCACAUUACAAUCGUCCACCACAUAUGCUAAGAGAUGAAGACUCACCCCCUGAAUGCAAAGUAAGGCGCUACACUUACGAAGACGUGGCCAUAGAGAAUCAAAUGCCUGCACCAAAUAUAUGCCAAAACUGUGACUCCUUAGACCAUAAAGUUAAGCUACUACAUGAUAACAUAAGUGUUUUGCUGAAGAAAGUAGCAGAUUUGACGGAAAAAAAUGUUCAAUUGACUUCCAUGAAUGAGUUUUUACUGGAGCAGGCAGCUGCAAAUAGGGGUGAACAGUCAUGCAUUAUUACAUCCCGCCAUGGAACUUCAGCUCCGGUGUCCUUAGCUACAGUUAGCAUGACACCUGUAGUGAGUCUCUCUGGUGCAUUGCCUACUUUAGUUCCUGCUGCGGCAACACCAAAUUUAGCACUGGCGCCAGCGGCAUCCAGAGCUCAGUUGCUAACUCCCGCCCCACAAUUGUUGACAGUAAGUACAACACAACAGUUGAUGGGUAAUUCGGGAGCACUCAUUGUGACUAGUGCGGGUGCCCAGCAGUUAAUGCAAGUGAGUGAUUCAGGGACUUUGAUGGGUGCUGGACAGACAGUAGUAGCAGUGACGCCGGCACAGUUGACACUGGCGCCGCCGCCACAGCAACUCAUGGGGAAUGCGUCACAAACGACAGUUCAGCAGCUUGUGCAGCAGACGGCACUCCCGCAGCAGCUAGCGGCGCAGCAACAGCAGUUUACGGCACAGCAGUCCGUGCAGCACCUUGCUGCGGCGCAGCAGAACGCCCAACACCUGGCAGCGCAACAGUCGGCGCAGCAUUUAGCGGCGGCGCAGCAGUCCGCACAACAACAAUUAGCGGCGGCGCAGCAAUCCGCGCAACAACACUUGGCGGCACAACAAUCGGCGCAGCACUUAGCCGCACAACAGUCUCAGCAGUUAGCUCAGCAAUCAGCCCAGCAGCUGGCUGCUCAACAGGUCCCAUCGGCCCAGCAACUUGUACACCAAACCUCCACUCAGCAGAUUACCAUCUCCAGCACUAGCCAGCCAAUGGCUCUUCCUAAUUCGCAAAACCAGCCUUUAACAUUUCCAAUUAUAUCGCAGAGCAUAUUGCCCCACUGACUUUAUAACAUUCUGAGUUAAGAUUAACUAUUUAUUAGAUUAGGCCAUGGGUCUCCAAACUGGGCCUAAUAUGCCAAAGGACAGACAAAUUUAGCUUUGUGGAACUUGGAUCAAAAAGUUAGGAGACCCUUUAUUUAAGUGCUUGCUUGUGAUUAAAUUGUUAAAAUAAUGUUUGAAUUUACUUUUAGUGAAUCAUGUGAAGUAUGUGAACAACAGUGGAUUUUUUUUAUUGUUUUAAUUUUGCAGUGUGUUGUUUUAAAUCCUGUAAUGAUAUUUAAUUGUAUGUCCUACUACAUCAUACAUAGGGAAAAAUCUCAGUACACAGGCUAAUGCAGAGGUAAACAUAGUAGAAUAAUGCAGCUAUACAAGAAUAUACAUAAGAAUGUUAAUCAUGCAUAUUUUCUAUAAAUAAAUAUGAUAUUAAUGAUUACAUAAUUAUCACAUAGCUUUGAGAUAUAAACCCCUUUUUGCAUUGUAGUAAUAACGAUGUUAUGCCGUUCUUGUUAUGUAAUCACAUGCCAAAUAUUACUUCAAAUAUAAACACUUGGCCCCCAUUCGCACGGUAGCUUAUUCGACGCGCGUUAAAAAAGCGUUUCAAUGACACAAAUGGUAACCAUGUAUGUUUUCACACGACAGCCGCUUGACGCUGACGUGACGCUUUUUAUCAAACGUUGUUGGAUUUUCGGUCUUGGUCGUUAAGUCGAAUUUAGAGUGUAGUGUAGACAGAUUCAAGCGCUUUUUUAACGCGCGUUGAAAAAGCUAUCGUGCGAAUGGGGGCUUAAGAGCCUGUUUUACUGUCAAUUCUAAUGUAUCAUAGAAAUAGAGAAUCCUCAGUCUGAAAUGCUGGUGUUACUACACUAUACAGCUCUUUUUAACAUUAGUCUAAUGUUGCUAUGUUGUAUACGAUUGUGUAUAGGGAUCAUUACCUAGUUAUCAUCUGUAAAUAAGCAUAAGGGUGGUAUUCCGCCUGUCGAAUAUCUUUGUCCAAUGUCGUUGCCUCUCACUCUCUCAUUAAAGCAAAACAUGAGAUGCAAUACACAUUGGACAAAGAAAUUGGAUAGGUGGAAUACGAAUUGAAUACGAUAAAUAUUAGUUAUUUAUUUGUGAGAUACCGUGGUUUUGUAGUUAAAUAGAGCCACAAAGGGUCAUAACAUAGAUAACCCAUGUUUGACGGUUCUGCCAGGCUGUUCCCCCUGGCGUGCUUACACUGCUUGUAUUGCUGCAUUUUAUUUUGUGUAAUCACACCCCUUCAUCGUCAGGUUCAGGUGACAAGCAAAACUUACUAAUUAAUAAAAAAUAUUAAACAAAAAUCAACCUUAUUUAGGUAUCAAUAUGGUUCACUAUGGCUAUUAACUUGUGGCAGUCAUUAAUGAGUUUUGGUUUUCACCUGACGAUAUUUAAGUUAGGUAACAUUUUACUAUUAUUGAUAAAGAUAAACAAAACCGUGUCUAUUGAUUGGAUGCUACAAUAAGAGAAUAGCCCAAAAAAUAGUGUGUUAAAUACAUUUUAAUGAAAUGUUUUUUUUACUGUGAACUGGAAAAUAGGGUAAAUCCACCAAUGAUCGAUAGUGGCACCCAAAUAAAAGGUUGAACAUGCCAAUAACCGAAGGCUACAACGGAUAGCUUUCUGGUUUUACCCUGUUUUCCCAUUUUAGAAUCUAAAUGAGAUGUCAUGUAAGAGAUUUUACUUUUACGUGGCUUGGUGAUAUUGAGCUAUGUUAAGCAAUUGGCUGUAUAAUAGGUAAUAAUUUAAACUAUUAAAAUAAAACGAAAUGUUCCGUACAAA
Molecule: messenger RNA, 3524 nt
Organism: Cydia fagiglandana
Lineage: Eukaryota; Metazoa; Arthropoda; Insecta; Lepidoptera; Tortricidae
Product: zinc finger CCCH domain-containing protein 10-like
Exons: 2
Coding region: 234-1739 (501 amino acids)
Biological process (GO): regulation of RNA splicing
Molecular function (GO): RNA binding; metal ion binding
Source: RefSeq, a predicted model, not a curated record